Cynara cardunculus var. scolymus (artichoke) is the source of this 1480-nucleotide messenger RNA. Its product is annotated as FAD synthetase 1, chloroplastic-like. Gene Ontology annotation, molecular function: FMN adenylyltransferase activity; protein C-terminal S-isoprenylcysteine carboxyl O-methyltransferase activity. Gene Ontology annotation, biological process: riboflavin biosynthetic process; C-terminal protein methylation. Lineage: Eukaryota; Viridiplantae; Streptophyta; Magnoliopsida; Asterales; Asteraceae. Bases 385 to 1365 code for a protein of 326 amino acids. The record is from RefSeq and is a predicted model, not a curated record. The transcript is spliced from 8 exons. Gene Ontology annotation, cellular component: endoplasmic reticulum.
UCGCCGUCGUCGAUAUUGCCGGAGCUCGUCGAACCAAAAUCGGAGGAAGCCCCAUCGUCACGGAUUCGCAUUUUUCCGUUCUGGGUUUGUAUAGGUGAAAGCGAAAGCUCUGGAUUCCUGCCUGAGGUGACUGAAGAACUCAGCAACGAAGUCUAAAUCCUGCAUCUCCCAUUUGUUUGUUGUAGUCCUCGGAUUCCGCGGCCAGUGUUUGAUUUCUUCAAUUUCAUUACUGAUCAGCCUUCAUGGCCUUCGCGAUCACAUCUGUGGUAGAUAUUGCAAGUUCAUUGUAGCACAAUUUGAUCCAAAUGUCUUCACAGUCUUUUAUCCGCAAGUAAAAGAAACUUUCUCGGGGCAGCUCUAUUUUGUUCGAGAGUGGAAUAAACAAUGCUCGCAAAUCAGAAGUUGUUCGUCCAUCUGAACGGGGGCAUUAGGUUACCAAUUACUGUACAAGGGGCUUCAAGAAGGGUUCUCUCUUUAUCUUCUUCAGAUAUGAAAGCAACAAGCCAACAGGUAGAUGACGGUAUGCCUCUCUCUAAACAACUGUCGUCUGUGGCAGGAGGGAUCGUAGCUUUGGGAAAAUUCGAUGCACUGCACAUCGGUCAUCGUGAGCUUGCUGUUCAAGCAGCAAAAGCCGGCACCCCGUUCCUGCUAUCAUUUACCGGAAUGGGAGAAGUUCUUGGCUGGGAACCUCGGGCUCCUGUAGUUGCUAAAUGUGAUCGUGAACGGGUGCUUUCGUCUUGGUCUGCUUGCUGUGGAGAAGUGACCCCCACAGAGCUCGAAAUCGAAUUCUCUAAAGUCCGCAAUCUGACCCCACGCCAGUUUGUGGAGAAGUUAUCAAAAGAGCUCGGUGUCCGUGGCGUUGUAGCAGGCAAAAACUAUCGAUUCGGUUACCGAGCUGCAGGGGAUGCAUCAGAGCUAUCGAGAUUAUGUGAAGAGUACGGUAUAGAAUCAUACAUCAUAAACCCCGUGAUGGACAAGAAACAAAGCAUAUUAAACAGAGGAUUUAACGAUGCAAAAGAAAGAGGACAAGUUUCAUCUACCCGUGUUCGUUAUGCACUUUCAGAAGGAGACAUGAAAUACGUUUCCGAGCUUCUCGGUCGCCAGCAUCGUCUAAUCUUAAUGCUGAACGAUCAGCAAAGCUUUACGAUCGAUAGAAGCAGGAUAUCGUUCCCCAAAUCCCGCUUGUUGAAUCUUCCACCAAAAGAAGGCGUCUAUGAAGAUUGUCGUAUCGUAUUUGGUAACGAUGAUGUUGUAGCUUGCAGAGUCGUCGUUGAAACGACGGAUAUUCGUUUAGAGUUGGUAGAGAUAGAUCGAGUUUACGAUCCCAACGAUUCACGACACCUGAAUAUUGAGUUUGGUGCUUGAAAGCAGCUAUUUAGAGUCGAAUAUGGGGUGUUACAUAUAUAUUAUUUCUAACUUAUAAACUAGAUUUUGUAGUUCACUUUGAAAUUUAUUGUAAUUCCACAUUUCACACAAAAAA